Cyclocybe aegerita is the source of this 1248-nucleotide messenger RNA. Lineage: Eukaryota; Fungi; Basidiomycota; Agaricomycetes; Agaricales; Hemipholiotaceae. The record is from the annotation of a GenBank genome assembly.
AUGUGGAACGUAUCCCUCCUCGCUCAUACCCUCUUAUUCGCCCUCGUCUCUCCCGUCUUCUCUAGCGGCCCGCUACACACCUCCGGCCGAUGGAUCCUAGACCCGAACCAACAACGCGUCAAGCUCCGCUGCGUGAACUGGGCCGGGCACAUGGAGGUGAACAUCCCCGAAGGCCUGCACCGCCAACCCAUCGACACCAUCGCCGCCUGGAUCGCCUCCAACAACUUCAACUGCGUCCGGCUCACCUACUCCAUCGACAUGGCCCUCAACCCCACCCAGAGCGUCCGGGACGCGUUCACCGCCGCCGCUUCUCCCGCCGGGGUCAGGCAGGCCGCGAUGCAGGCGCUGUACACCCAGGCGGUGGGGAGGAACCCGUUCUUGGCGAGCGCGACCACGAGAGAGGUGUUCGGGAGGGUCAUCGAUGCGCUAGGAAGCAGGGGCGUACAUGUGGUACUCGACAAUCACGUAUCGAGGGCGAGCUGGUGCUGCGGCCUCACGGACGGGAAUGGGUGGUGGGACCAGGCGUCGGGGUACAACGCGGAGAACUCGCGGUAUUUCGACACUAACAAGUGGCUUGCGGGGCUCUCCGCCAUGGCGAGCUUCGCGAGAUCGCAUCCGGCGGUGGUGGGCAUGGCCCUGCGCAACGAGCUGCGCACCUCCCAGCAGCAGGUGCCGGGCGAAGAUAGCGCGUGGCGCCGGUUCGUCACGCAGGGCGCGAGCGCCGUGCACGCUGCGAACAAUGAUCUGCUGAUCGUCAUCGGCGGGGUGGGCUACGCCACGGACCUGCGCACGCUGUACUCGAACCCCCUCGACACCUCCCCCUGGGACGGGGCGAACCGCACUGUCUGGGAGUUCCACGCCUACUCGUGGUCCUUCUCCAAUUCGGGCUCAUGCAGCGUCGCCUCCACCCGCUACGGCGACUACGCUGGGUUCCUCCUCGCUCAGAAUCGGCCCUACACGGGGCCGUUAUGGCUCAGUGAGUUCGGCGUGGGCAUGACCGGCGGUCCGUCGGCGAACCAGGGGCUAAGCAACGCAGAUUACAAUUACUUGAGGUGCCUGGUGCAGUAUCUAGAAGGGAACGAUGCGGAAUGGGCGGUGUGGGCGCUGCAGGGGAGCUAUUAUGUGAGGAAUCAGGUGGUGGAUUAUGAUGAGAGCUUUGGGUUGUUGACGAGGGAUUGGAGCGCGUGGCGGAAUCCGGCAUUUCCUGGGAUGUUGGGCGGGAUGUGGAGAGUGACGCAGGGGCCGUGA